This is a messenger RNA of Aspergillus terreus NIH2624, 1713 nucleotides long. RefSeq lists its product as uncharacterized. Bases 1 to 1713 code for a protein of 570 amino acids. Lineage: Eukaryota; Fungi; Ascomycota; Eurotiomycetes; Eurotiales; Aspergillaceae. The record is from RefSeq and is a predicted model, not a curated record. The transcript has 3 exons.
AUGCCACGGGAGCGCCCAGCUGACCAUCCCCCCCACAGAACUGGUUCCAAACAGACGGGCCAAGCGAAGCAGCAGAAGCGUCAGGAAGAAUUCGAGCGCAUGCAGAAGGCGAAAGCGGAGGCCGAGGAAGCCGCCCGGGGCAAAUCAGAGAACGAACCCAACGCGGAAUCCACCUCGGACUCCAAACCUUCCACAGACAACAAGACCGACAAGGUCACGCCCCAGCAAACUUCCAGCACGGACACGACGGAGGACCAAUCCAAGACCGCGGCGUCUGCAUCGUCCAGUCGAUCCAAGCACAAGAAAACACGCAGUGAGUCCGCUCGCGAGGCCACUUUUGCUUCGCUGCAACGAGCGUUGAACGCCGCGGUUGCAGCUCGCGACCACAAUAGCCCUGACAAUGAACAUCGUCCAGCUGGAAAUCCCAACGCCGAGGGUUCCAUCUCCCCCGCAACCCCCUUCCUCGACACACACGCUCCGAGUCACCAUUACGCCGACGCCCAGAGUGCCCAGAGUGCGCUCAAUACCCCCUAUCCCGACUGGGAUCACUCGAAGCAUUGGGCUCCGUCUCAGAGUCCUGCAGAAUCUCUUGGCUCACAACAUACUCACAAUGUCAUGCCGAGCGUACAAUUCCCCUCAUCACAGAGUGAAGAAUGGGCUGGCCAAGUACAGCCAACGGACAACUCAUUCCACACGAUGCAGUAUCCUGUACAGCCGGAGAUGGCACUUUCGAAGCGAGGCUCAUCGGAAGAGCUGGCAAGCACGCUUGAAGGCAUCGGCAUCCACACCACCGGGUCGAACGGCCUGUCACACCUCUCCACGGGACCGGAGCGUCCCACCUGGAGGGAAACCGGCAAGGAGCUCGACCUUGCUGCGCGCCGUAAGCGCCCACGACCGGCGGCGAUUGGUACCUCCAGAUCUUCCUCGAUGCUCGCGGGAUCGUCUUCCAUGUCUCCCACGACAAGAGUGCCGAGCUAUGGCGCCAGUCACGGAGUGAGACAGUCGAAGUCAACACAAUGCCUCAACUCCGAACCUGUCCAACUUUCGCAAAGGCUGGGGGCUUUUGGGUUCAAAGGCGGAAUGGUCGUUCGAUUGUUGCCACCCGCUGUCACGACGGGUGCAUUGGCACCACCAACACCCCUGACGCCUGAAGAUUUGCAUCACCUGCUCCCAAAUACUCCCACCGAUGGGGGAUACUGCCUGUCAGCCCAACCGACGAGUGGGUUGUUCCCUACCACGCAACCCAUGCAGAUCAACAUCGCGUCUCCGCCUGCGACACCGUUGGGGGUUGACCUGAUGUCGUCUUACCCGUACAACAACGUCGCGCCCCCGAUGUCUGCCCCUGCCCAUUACACGUCGUUCCCAGAGUACGUACACUGUGACUCGGCAACCAUGACGGGGCGGAGCUGGACAGAUGCAACAUCGAUGCCUUCUCCGGAAGCUUCUUUCCAAAGUCGCUGUCCCAUGCCGCAGCAGGCGGAUGGGUCUAUGUCGUAUGAGCGCUCUGUCGACACGGUCCCUAUCUCAGAGUCUCCCUCUUUGGUGUAUUCAACUAGCGAGGGCGACCUGUCGGUGCACGCUGACUCCAAAGGCAUGGAGUUCUGCAUCCAGGAAUUCCCUGAACAGCAAGAAGCUCAUCGAUUCGUUGCCCAGCAAAUGUCCCAGAAACCCAAGGCGUACACAUUCAAUAACCAGACGCCCAAUGAUUUCUAG